Molecule: messenger RNA, 3785 nt
Organism: Tetrahymena thermophila SB210
Lineage: Eukaryota; Ciliophora; Oligohymenophorea; Hymenostomatida; Tetrahymenidae
Exons: 10
Source: RefSeq, a predicted model, not a curated record
AACAACUAUAUUAAAAAAAGUAAAUUAUUGGUAAAAUUAAUUCUGAUAAGUAAUUAUAUAAAAAAAAUAGUAUAGGAGGACUAAUUACUAAUUUAGAAACUUAUGUAAAAUUAUAAUCCAAACAUGGCUGAUAGAACUCUAAAAAUGAACGAAUUCUUAGUUAGAGAGAUGAACUUGCAUAAGAUCAUCAAAGAACAAGAAUAUACAAUUCAGAAAUUUAACAAAAAAAUAGCUGAUUAUGAAAGUUAAGAAAAAGAAAUAAUUAAUGUUAGAGUGUAGAUGAAGGAGACUAUUUAGCAGAUGCAACUUUUAGAAUAGAAAAAUUAAGAAACUAAAAAAAAUUAUGAAGAAUAAAUACUCUAAUUACAGCAAAGUUUGGAGCUAAUGAAAUAAAAUUAUGAGAAUGAAAUUCAAUAUAGAGAUAGCAGCAUAAAUCUAUUAGAAAAAUAAAUUAAGCAAAUCAAUAUAGAUUUCGAUAGGUUAUUAGUAGAAAAGGAUGAAGAAAUUAAAUUAAUUAAAUAAGCUAGUGGGGUAAAGCAUGAUUAAAAUUUUGAACAAUCUCUUGACAACUACACUUCGGAGGAAGAGUACAUUAUACAAGUUUAGAAGAUUAACGAAUUUAUUAAUGACAUGCAAGAAAACUUAAUGGCAUAGAUUGUUCAUUACAGAAGAGAACUUGAAAUGUCUUAAAAAGAUAAGUUAAAUUUUUAGGAUAUCCAUGCUGACGAAAAAAGAUUCCUUGAAGAGAAGGCUGAAAAAUAUCUUUUAAUUAACCACAAUUUGGAGCAAGAUAUGAAUUUAAAGUUAAAUCAAUUUCAACAGGAGUUGAAAAAAUUAGUCAAAGAGUUAUAGCUCAAAAAUACUUAAUUGCUCAAAGCAAAUGAAGAAAAGGACAAUAAAGCAUUGAAACUACUUGAUACCUAGAUAGAAGGUGAAAAAAUUUGGAUGAAAGAAAAGGCUGAACUGAUAGCCUAAAUUUAGAUUUAAUAAGAAAGUUUUGACACUAAAUUAAAUUAUUAUGAAAAGUAGAUAAACCUUUUAUCAGAAGAAAAAGUCAUAGAAAUAGAAAAGUAUAUCAGAGAAAAUGAAAUUCUUAAAUCUGAAAAAGAGCUUUUAGUUUAGAACAUGGAAGAUUUGAAAAAGAUUUAUAAUUCCAAAGAAAAGAAGCUAAAUAUUGAAAUAGAGAGGCUUAAUAUUGCUUAGCAUAAGUUAAUAGACCUUGGAUAAACAAGAGAAGAUUUGAUGCAAAAAGAAAUUUAAGUCCUUUAAACAUCAGUGCUUGAACUUUAGAAUGCUUAUGAUCAGAGAAAUAAAUUGAUUACUUUAGAAGAUAAAAAGAAAGAUGGAGGAAAUGUUAAUUGGGAAUAGAUGAUUAAGAAUAGACUGGUCAAUUUUGAUAAGCUUAAUGUUUAGAUGAGAAAUGCUCUUAAUGAAAAAAAAGCAGGAGAAGUUUUAAGGGAAGGUAGAUAAUUAAUUACUAAACUAACCGAUAAGCUUUCAGCACUUGAUGGUUUCAAAACUUAACAGUUUGAAAAAAAAGCUUCUGAUAAAAGAUUAAAUAUUGCUAAUUUAGAAAGGGCUCUUGAUAAAUUUAUGAUGAUAACAGACGAGUUUGGCAAUAAAAUAGACUAAAUUUUGGAUAGAGCCAAAGAUUAAAAUAUUGCAGUAAACCAAUAGGAAUAAAAUAAAGAAGAAAGUUUCUUAAACAGCACAAUGAGAAAGGACAUUGGUGUUUCUGAAAAUUAAAAUCCUAUUGAAUAGAAUAUAAAUUCAUCUAAGAAUGCUCUAAAUUUGGCAUUUAAGGCAGUUUAGGCAGAAAUAGAAUCAACCAAAUAUGAUGAAAUCAUUACCAAAAAAGACGCAGAAAUAAACUUGGCUAAAAAGAAUCUUAUAGUAUAUAAAGAAACUAUAGAAAAACUUGAAGCAAAGCUUAAUGAGAAGAUUGAAGAUUUUAAAUAAAAAAAGAAGAUCAAAAAUAUGAAUGAAGAUGAAAUGGAAGAAGAACAUUUGAUUGCAAAGUUGAGUUCUGAAAAAAUUGAGUUGGAAAAAGAAAACGCUAUUUAUAAAAAAGAAUUAUAUGAACUAAAAAGUGAAAAAGAAAUUUACACUCAAAUGAAAGAUAAAUACGAAAGCCUUUUCAUAAAAGAAAUAUAAAGAAUUGAAGAAAAUUAUAAUGUUAAAUUCACAGAAUUUAAAAAGAUGAUUUAAAAUGCAGAAUUUUAGAACUAAAAGUAGGCCACUCCUAACUAAAAAAAUAAUUCAUUAGCACAAAGCAAAUAUAUUUCUAACCAGUCAACAAUUAAAUCCUUUGCUAUAAAAGGUAUAAAUGGCGGUGGUGCAAAUAAAUCUAUUAUGAUGAAUAAUAAUCCUAACAUCUCUUUCACGUCAAAUGGUUUUGCAGAUAAAAAUAAAGAAACAGAAAAAAUGCUCAGACUCGUGUUGAAUGAAGCUGAAUCGAUUAAAGCUUAGCUGAAAGAAAUUGAAAAGGUUUAUCUUGAAAGUGAAAGAUUUAACAAUUUGAUGGAGGAAAUAAAGCUAUUGGAAGGAAGAUGCCAAGAAUUGUAAGAGAUACUAGAAAAGGAAAUAGUAUUCAUAAAAGAAUAAUUAGAAUAAAAUGCUUAUAUGGCAUCUGUUCCUUCAAAAAAAUUUGAUGAAGGAUUUGAUGUAUUUAAGAAGCAUUGCGAAUAAUUGAUAGAACUAAAAGAACAAAUUGAAAAAAAUGAAUAAUAAAGAGAGAAGUUCUUUUAAAAGAUAUAAGAACAUUUUGAUUUUACUUAGAAUUAGUAAAAGAAUGUAAUCAAAGAAGGGACAGCUGAAGAAGAAAAAAACAUGUUAAAAACAGAAAUUUUAAGUUUGACUUAGCUCAUACAAAUAGAAAGAGAAAAUCAUAAAUCAGAGUUAGAAGUCUAACUGAACAAUAUGAAUAAAACUUUAAAAUUGAUGGAAAAGAAAGUUGAAAGCAGCAAGUAGGAAUUAGAAAAUUUGAAGUAAGUAAACCUUGAAUCAUAAAAAAAUCAUGAAAGUUUUGCUUUUGUGACUCAAAAGGAAAUAAAGUAAUUAAAGUCUGAAAUUGCAAAUUUAUCUAAGCUAAUUAAUGAAACUCACGUAAAAAGAAUAGAAGAAAAGAAAAAGUUCCUUCAACAAAUUACAGCAAUGGAAAAAGAGGCUAUGAAUAAGGAAGAAGAUACUAGGAAGAUGAUUGAACAAAAAAUAUAAAAAUUUGAUGACUUAAUUGAGACAAAAGAAAAGAUACUCUAACAAAAAUACAAUUAACAAAGACACGAAGAGAAAAUACUUGAAAAAAUAAAAACAAAAUACUAGGCCUAAUACAAAAACAUCUUAGAAGAAAUGCAGAAAAAAAAUUAAAUGCUUCAAGAUUAAAUUGACGAAAUAAAUGAAAUUUAAGAAGAUAAAUCAAAGAGAUUUAAUUUAAUUAUUAAUGAUUUAAGAAUAAAUAUAGAGAAUUUACACUCUGAAAAAGCUAGAUUGAUAGAAAGCAUAAACUACAAUAACCAGCUUAUUGAAUAAAAAGAAAAAUAGAUUUAAUUAACUACACAAAAAUAUCAAAAUUUGACAACUUCUAUAUUAAAUCACUCCUCAUAUAAUCAGCAGGUUUUUUGAUAUAUAUCUAAACUGCUUAAUCGUAAAAAGCUUAAAAGACUUUAAAAAUUAAAUAAAAACUGCAAUUUAAACUAAAAAAAUAUUAAUUAUUUUGUAAAUUAUACAUACAUUCAUUUGUUAUUAAUUAUUGUCUAAAAUAAUUUUUUAGAUCUAUCUAUACCUAG